Stylonychia lemnae is the source of this 2790-nucleotide messenger RNA. NCBI's taxonomy places the organism in Eukaryota, Ciliophora, Spirotrichea, Sporadotrichida, Oxytrichidae. The record is from the annotation of a GenBank genome assembly.
AUGUCGAAUGUAUCAUAAACUACUGAGCAAACUCAGCAACAAAAUCAAAAAAUAAAGACAUUUCUGGAAGAGGAAAAAAUUCACAAGAUUAAUGCCAUCUUGCAUAAUCACAGAUCAUAAGACCAUAAGCAUUAGCAUUAGCACAGUGACUACAUUUCAUCCUAAAAAUAAAAGCAUAUUUCAAAUAUAGAAAAUAUGAAAUCAUCAUCAACAACUUAAACUGUAUUAAGGCCGCAAAGUAAUGAGAAAAUAGGGGGAAAUAGUUAAUUGACAGUGAUUGGAAAUGGAAGUUUAUCUUUCAAUGGGGCAAUAACAAGAAAACCUAAUCUAAAGCUUAAUACCAAUUUAAUUAAUCAAACUAGCAUCGGAAUACCACAGACAACAUAAAAUUUACAUAGUAGCAGAAUGAUAAAUUAUUAGAACCCUCACAGUUAAGUUACAGGCGGAAAUCAAAACCAAUAAAAUAACAACUCUAGUCAAUUUACUCACCGAACUGGUUUAACGGCUUCAACUCCAAAGAAUACAACAAGCACGAAUGCUUUAAAUGGGACAGCAAAUUACUCAUCAUCUCUUCUGCUCUAGGCUAAACAUAGAUCAUAGCUUUCAAAUUCUCAACUAAAUCAAGGAACUUAAGGCUCCUAAGGAGCUUAGUUAUCAUCUUCAACAGCUUCAAGUUCUUACGCUAACAGACUUAUCUAAAAUAUCAAUAAUAUCAAUUCUAAUUCUCAAAUCUAAAAUAACGAUAUUAAUAGCAAUAAACUUAUAAAUUAGCAUCAGCAUUAGCAAUAAUAAAUGCAAAGUAAUUCAUCAGCUGAAUUGGUAAAAGUCGGUACAUAAAUACCAAAAACUACUACUGCAGCUAACUUAAGAAAUUUCAAUAAUCUUAGAUAAUUUAACUAACUUUUUAAUAACAAUAAAGGCCAUCAUCAAUCUUCAAAGUCAAAAGGUAAUGAAAGUGAUUUCAACCAUCAUAAUAUUAAUUUAACUCCUGAUCAAAACAAUUAAAGCGUCCUUCAGAAUCAUUAGAAACAUUUACAACAAUAAAAUUCAAAGUCUAAUUUGAAUCAGCACUAGCAAACCUUAUAGCAGUAAAGAUCAAUGGCUAAGGCGAUAUAGGAAGCAGAAAAAUAAAGUUUGCUAAAAAUAAAACCAAAGAAUUUGUAAAUCUCUAUUCCCUCUUCUCCAAGAAACGAAAUUCCUAAAGUUUAAGCAGAAGAAAAAAGUGAGCAAGAUAAAACAAUCAUAUAAAAUCCCUAACUAUAAGCAAAAGCUAAUAAUAUUCACUCAGGUAGUUUAUCAACUACAAAUGCUAAUUAAGGAAAUAUAAAAUUAAGUAAAUUUACUUGCCACUCAACUAGGAAUAAUGCAUAAAAGCAAAAUAUGUUUUCGCAAUAAAAGAAAACUCCAGAUCUAGACAAUCUAACUGAAGAAUCAAAAGAUGCAAAAAGUUAGAGUACCUCAGAUAAUCCUGAUUUCAUGCCUCUUUAGCCAGCACAUAAAAUCAUCAUUCCAAAUCAUGAAUCUACUAAGCAUUCUGUUAAGAGAAAUGGAGUAGUAAGAGCUUAUGCGGCAAAUACUAAUUAAGGAUUAGUAAGAAACUAUAAUGAAGACAGAGUCUCUAUCAUCUUAAAUAUACUCAAACCGCCGAAUAGAAAAGAUGAGAAUUGGCCUAGAUGCUCAUUCUUUGGAAUAUAUGAUGGGCAUGGUGGAAGUGCUUGUGCUGAUUUCCUAAGAGAUAAUUUACAUCAAUUUGUGAUAAAAGAACAAAGCUUUCCAAGUGACCCUAAAGAAGCAAUUAGAAUAGGAUUUGCAAAUGCAGAAAAGAAAUUCCUUGAAUUAUGUUAAAAUGAAAGUGGAGUUAUAGAUAAAAGUGGAUCUUGCGCCAUAGUUGCAUUAAUUGUUGAAGAUAAUUGUUAUAUUGCAAAUGUUGGGGAUUCAAGAGCUAUUCUUUCAAGUCGUACAGCAACUACAAAUCCAGAUCAGAAUAAUCCCAAUAAAAAAGAGAUAGUUGUAGGGCCUCUUAGAGUUCUUCCAGGAAGACUUUCAGUUUCAAGAACUUUUGGAGAUGCUGAGGCCAAGCUAUUGAAAACAGGUGGAAAUCCAAAAGUUGUCAUUGCAGACCCUGAAAUCAAAUCAUUUAAAAUUUCGAAUGAGCAUGACUUUGUCAUUCUAGGAUGUGAUGGUAUUUUCGAUAAACUAAAUAACUAAGAUACAAUGGCAUGUGUCUGGAACAGUGUAAACGAUAAUAAAACACUUGGAUUCGCUCAAAAUAUUCAUAAAUAAAGUGGGAUGGCUGUUGAAUACAUUCUCAAGAAUUCAUUACUUAGAAGAACUCUUGAUAAUGUUACAGUAGUUAUGAUUGCUUUCAACAACUUUAAACAUUCAGUCUUUGGAACAGGCAAACACUCAGGAAAAAAUAAAAAUAAAAAGGGAACUAUGAGUAAGUAAUCAAAUGAUAGCUCUUUAGUGCUAUAACCACCAGUGAGUAGAAAUGGUCAAGACAAAAGGAAAGAAAAUAUCCCUCCCUCUAGCUCAUCAAGUUAAAUUGAUAACUUGAACGGGAAGAGAAGUGGGCUUGGAAUAAGCACAAACUCAAACUGUACAUCAUAAGGACCGAAAACCACAACUAAUGCAUAACUGUAGAAAGAUACGAUGUUGAAAGAGGGAAAUUAGUAAAAUUAGUCGUCUUUACAAAAUACUUCAUCAUCAUUGCACCCUAAAAAAGGAAUCAAUGCCGGUUAUACAUCAAAUAACACUAAAUCAAAGCACUUUGACUUUUCUAAUGUAUGA